AUGGACCCAGAGCCCCAACAACCUCAGGAAACCCGCGUUAAAAGGAGAAGAGGAGGCACUCGUAAAAAGACAGGAUGGUUCGGCUUCUGUUUCUUCUUCGUCAGUCGUCUAAAUAGCUUAAAUUCUUUUAGUUUCACCUGUAAGGCCCGACACACCCAUUGCGACGAGAAGAAGCCUGUUUGCAGCAAUUGUGAAAGGCUGGGCCUUGAGUGUCGAGCUAGCGAGUUCAUCGCCCGGUCAGCUUGGUGUUCGACGGACAAGGGCAAGUCAAAGCGGCGAGGCAGUCUCGCAAGUCCGAAUAGCGCAGUAUCUGCUGAUAUCCAAGUAUUCGGCCCCCCUACCUCCACCUGGGAUAUAUUCCGCUCGAGCUGGCCAGACUCAAAGAAUUUCAGUGAGUCUGCUAACGCUUCUUCGGCAUCGUCUGUGCUCUCCACGUCUCCCGUAACUCCCGUCCCGACUCUUCAGCCAACAACGUCGCAGCAAACUGUACCACUUUCUCCAGAGACGGUCUUUCUUCUUAAUGAAUAUCAACGUGGUUUGGCAAAAUGGAUGGACCUUUUUGAUCACGGAUGCACCUAUCAACGCCAUGUCUGCCGGCGUGCGUUAACUUCUGAUCUUCUCCUCAAAUGUAUCUGCGCUUUCACGGCCAGGCAGCUCUGCCUCCUUGCUUCUGGUGAAAUCUGGUCUCCUGUCGCAACAAAAUACUACAGCCAGGCCUUGAAUCUAUUGAUUAAGCAACUGAACAGUCCGGAGCCAAGAGGUGAUGAGCUGACAGCUGUGAUGUUGUUGAGCAGCUAUGAAGUCCUAGCUGCUCAAGGUCAAGAACAUCGCCGACAUUACGAGGGCGCAAUGAAACUAAUUAGAAUGCAGGGUAUUAGCGCUCGAUCAAUAGGGCUUGACAGAGCAAAUUUUUGGAUCUGGAUACGACACGAAAUCGCCGUUUCAAUUAUGAACGAGACCCCACUUCAAAUGAGCCCGCGAUAUUGGAACGUCAGCUGGCGAGAUGGAGAGACCGAAGAAGACAGCCUGGGAAAUCACGUCUUGUGGUUAGUUGGCAGGGCUGUUGACUGGGUUUUCGGAAAGGGGACCCCUCGUGAAUAUCAUGAUCUAUUAAGAGACACCGAACGUUGGCAUUCUGGGUUAUCGGCCACUUUUCGCGGGGUUAAAUAUGGUGACCCGGUUGAAGAUGGCAUUUCCAAGGUUUAUUUCGCUGUUCCAGCUGCAGCUGCUGCAAUGCUGUGGUUCCACCUCCUUCAUAUUUUACUCUAUGCUGAACCGGUGCUUAAGGAUGCCACGUAUGCAGCAAAAGUACAAGCGCAUGCCACAGAAGUAAUCAAUAUCUCUAUCUCAGAUAUUGCUGAUCAGGCCCGCUGUUUCUCAAUAAUACCACUAUAUUUCGCUGGGAAACACGUCAAUAGCAUUGUUAGAAAAACUAGAGUUUGGGUUCUGCUGGACGAUAUACAAACAGAACUUGGAUAUCAUACCCGCAGUAGCAUUGAGGGACUACAGAAACUUCUAGAUCCAGCUUCCCGAAAAGAUCGGAAUCAGACAGAAUCGACCACAUUGUCAUAG
Messenger RNA from Ophidiomyces ophidiicola, 1572 nucleotides. RefSeq lists its product as uncharacterized. Lineage: Eukaryota; Fungi; Ascomycota; Eurotiomycetes; Onygenales; Onygenaceae. Gene Ontology annotation, molecular function: DNA-binding transcription factor activity, RNA polymerase II-specific; transcription cis-regulatory region binding; zinc ion binding. Bases 1 to 1572 code for a protein of 523 amino acids. The transcript is spliced from 5 exons. Gene Ontology annotation, cellular component: nucleus. The record is from RefSeq and is a predicted model, not a curated record. Gene Ontology annotation, biological process: positive regulation of transcription by RNA polymerase II.